AUGAACAGGCUUCACGCCUCUACCAAUAACGGCUAUGGUGCCAACAAAAAGACCGAUGAACAACCAUAUCAUGACAAGUCCGACCUAGAAAGUAAAUACAUCUGGGGCAUGACGGAUCUUGUUGACGAUGAAAAACCCGAUCCCUCCUUUAGCCGCCGCUUCGAGCCUCGAAAAAGAGCCCUCAACCAACGCAAUAGGCUCAUUCGUCUGGGUCUGUUCAUCAUCAUCUCGGUUGCAUUACUAGUCCUCUUCUUCUUCCCCUCAACAAGACACCUGUCCCUUUCCUCCACACCUACACCUCCUGUCUUUGAUUCCGACAUCGAGACACUGCGAUACUAUGAUUUAGAAGAUGUCCAGGGCACCUCGGUGGGAUGGGAACGAGAGGAGAGAGUUCUUCUCUGCACUCCUCUUCGAGAUGCCGCUCCACAUCUACCCAUGUUCUUCGCACAUUUGAGGAACUUCACAUACCCACAUCACCUCAUUGACCUUGCAUUCUUGGUGUCCGACUCCAAAGAUGAAACCGAGCAAAUGUUGACAGACAUGCUCGAGGCUUUGCAGGCCGACCCCGACCCUACACAACCCUAUGGGGAGAUUUCUGUCAUUCACAAAGAUUUUGGCCAAGCCGUGGGACAAGAUGUUGAUAACCGUCAUGGUUUUGCUGCACAGGCGAGUAGGAGGAAAUUAAUGGCACGAGCUCGCAAUUGGCUGCUCAGCGCAGCCCUUCGACCCUAUCACAGCUGGGUGUAUUGGCGAGAUGCGGAUGUGGAAACUUGUCCUUUCACAAUCAUUGAGGAUCUAAUGAGACAUGAUCGUGAUAUAAUAGUACCCAAUAUUUGGCGUCCUUUACCUGACUGGCUCGGUGGUGAGCAACCUUACGAUCUCAACUCCUGGCAAGAAUCCGAGACAGCAAUCGCUCUCGCUGAAACCUUGGAUGAGGAUGCUGUGAUUGUGGAAGGUUACGCAGAAUAUGCCACUUGGCGACCUCAUUUGGCCUAUCUACGAGAUCCUUACGGAGAUCCUGAUGUUGAAAUGGAACUUGAUGGCAUUGGUGGUGUAUCAAUUCUAGCCAAAGCACGAGUCUCUCGUGCUGGAGUUCACUUUCCAGCCUUUUCUUUCGAGAGGCAUGCAGAGACCGAGGGAUUCGGCAAGAUGGCACGACGUAUGAAAUUCUCUGUUGUUGGUCUCCCACAUUACACGGUCUGGCAUCUGUAUGAACCUUCAGUGGAUGACAUCCGCCACAUGGAAGAAAUGGAGGCCGAAAAACGGGAGCGAGAACAACAAGAAAAGGAACUUGCUGAGCUUUCCAAAAAGGUUUCCGAUUCUUUUCAACAAGUCGAUUUACAAUGGCAGAAAGACAAACUCGCGAUAUCGGGCACAAAACCUGAUGUGGACCCAAAGCUUGAGAAAAAGCCGACCAACAAAGAAGGUGUCAAGAGGAUUCCGGUCGAUGAUGCAAAGAACCCUUUCGUGUCUUUAAGACAAGCACGAGCUGCCGUCGAGGAUUAA
This is a messenger RNA of Exophiala bonariae, 1506 nucleotides long. It is a transcript of the gene ANP1, whose product is annotated as Mannan polymerase II complex anp1 subunit. Lineage: Eukaryota; Fungi; Ascomycota; Eurotiomycetes; Chaetothyriales; Herpotrichiellaceae. Gene Ontology annotation, cellular component: mannan polymerase complex. The record is from RefSeq and is a predicted model, not a curated record. Bases 1 to 1506 code for a protein of 501 amino acids. Gene Ontology annotation, molecular function: alpha-1,6-mannosyltransferase activity. The transcript is spliced from 2 exons. Gene Ontology annotation, biological process: cell wall mannoprotein biosynthetic process; protein N-linked glycosylation.